Owenia fusiformis is the source of this 2061-nucleotide messenger RNA. The record is from the annotation of a GenBank genome assembly. NCBI's taxonomy places the organism in Eukaryota, Metazoa, Annelida, Polychaeta, Sabellida, Oweniidae.
GGGACUCAUGCUAACAAGGAAAUAUGUUAUGUCAAGAAGGCAGAGACUCAAACAAUAACAAUGAAUAAAAAUAAAGUGAUGAAACAAGCUACACUCAAAAAAUGAAUAUGUAAAUCUGUGAAAAAGAGAACAACUAAACUAUGAUAAAGAUAAAUCUUAUAAAAGACGACUUGCUGUUGUGAUGAUAUAAAAUAAUAAUGAAGCAAAUUCUGAACGAGUUCACAAGCAACACCUCGGGGCAUGGAUGGGGAAUGAUUAAUCAGACCAGUAGCAAAUUUGGAAAGGCAUUAUGGGUAGCGAUUACACUUCUAUCAACCAUAGCUGCUAUCAUUUGGGUAUCGACUAUUAUAGUUCGCUACGUUAAAUAUGAAACAAUAGACAGAGUAGAGGCAAAAGUGGAUGAAGAUAUUAUAUUCCCAUCCGUGACUGUGUGUCCAUUGUAUGGUUUUUCUUCAGAGAAAAGAGGUGAAGCCUUUUCUGAUCCUAAUAGUGAUUUUAAAUCACUGAAGAACUUUAUAAUGUCCUUGUAUGGUAAUGCGGAUGAAUUGGCACAAGUUACUAACGAAACACGUGAAUUUAUUUUAACAAAUACAGUUAGCGAAAUAAAAUCUAAUAGAGGAAGUUAUGAUAACAUGGGCGUGAGUGGAGUUUCCACUCUUGGCCAUGAGUUCAGAGAUUUCAUUCCUCUUUGUUUUUAUCAAGAAAAGGAAUGCGAAGUAGCUGACUUUCAGAUGAUAGUCCAUCAUGAAUACAAAAACUGUUAUACAUUCAAUGGUGGGGAUAUCAAUAUAUCGAAACCAAUAAUUUCAAGUACAGGAGCUCAAAAAGGUCUUUCGCUCACACUUUACUUGGAAAAUUCAGAAUACGCUUUUGUGGGUUAUGAUUCAAAUCGAAUGAUGACAGCUGCAUCAGGAGCUAGGGUGAUUAUUCACGAAAAAGGAACUUUACCUGAUCCUGACAAUGAAGGUUUUGAUGUAGAGCCUGGGCAUUUAAUAAGUGUGGCUCUCUCUGCAAACAAACGGCAGCUUUUAAAACAGCCAUGGGGUGAAUGCGCUGAGCAUAAUACACUACACUCAACUGACUUCAAAUACACAAGAAACACAUGUAAAAUCAAAUGUAUGGAGAAAGUGAUCCAGCGUCAAUGUGGAUGUAGAUAUGAUUUUCUCCCAGUUGAUAUAAAUGCAACAACAGAAUCGGACAUACAACCCUGUGGAAAAUUCAAUAAAGAAGAGUGGCUGAAGACAUCAGGAGCAAACAGUACUAUUCUAAAAGAGGACCUUGAAAGAGUCAAAUGUUCAAAGGAAGAACACCAAUGGACAAUACUCUCUAAGGAUAUCCCAAACUGUGAAUGUGAAUACAACUGUACAUAUGUUGACUACCAAAUGGAGACUUCUCAGUCUGUGUGGCCAACCAGAGGCUCUGAGUUAGAUUUCUAUUGUCAGCUAAAUUAUUUGAAUAUAUCAGGGUCUCUCCUCGAAAGGUUUCAAAACAGCAUUGGUGUUCACUGCACUAAUUAUGGGGAGUAUGUUAAUGUUUCAAAAAACCAUGGCGAUGAAUUGAGAGCCAAUGUUCUCCGUGUAAAUGUUUAUUUCAAAACACUUGAGAUGAAGUACACAAUCCAAGAGGAAGGUUUCUCAUUGGUUUCAAUGAUAUCAGAAAUCGGGGGAGUUCUUGGUAUAUUCAUAGGUGUAUCAAUUAUCACAAUACUCGAGGCUUUUGUCCUAUGCAGUGGCAUAGUACUUGCUAUAAUAAAUAGCAAAAAGGUCUCGAGUGAGAUAAAUGUGAAAGAAUUUAAGUCAACACCAAAACACAAACAUGAGGAAAUGUCAGAUCACAAGACUGAUGACCCAUACUAUGAUCAUUUUGUUUAAAAAAUCAUGAGAUGCAGGGCUCGUUUUCUUUUUGUUUCUCUUUUAUAUGGUAAAUUAUUGAUUUCAUGAAUCGUACAUUGACAAAAAUGGGCAAUCAUUUUAAAUGGGUAUAGGCCAAGCUUUAAGAUUACAAGGUACAUAAUAAAAAAACACAAAAAAAACAUUUUGUUCAUUGUGUCCAGCAAAUGAG